AUGACUGUUACACUUCAAACAAAGAACUUAUUCGCUUCUGAUGAGGAAGAGGACACCCGAAGCUUUGCUGAUAUUGUCGAGUACUGGAAAGGACUGAGCAAGAAUGCGCCCAAGAAUAAAAAGGCUCUCGAAGACUUUUCUAGAAAUAAUCCGACGCUUAUGCAGCUUCCUAAAACGAAUACUACUGCUCCUUGGCAUAUCGCUGCAGCUAUGGAGAUGAAAGUAAACAAUGUGAUGCAUAAAGCAUCUACCAAGCCUGGUGUUGUACCCGUGGACUUUACGGAAUAUUUGGAAUACCAUCUCAGAAUGAAGAAGGAGCAGGAACAACAGAUCACUGUGGAUGAUGUCGAAGAGCUGUUUGGACUCAGCGAUGAUGCUCCCAAACGAAAUGGAAGCGUCAAACGAUUUUUCAAAAAGAUUUUUAAUUAA
Messenger RNA from Rhizopus microsporus ATCC 52813, 429 nucleotides. RefSeq lists its product as uncharacterized. The record is from RefSeq and is a predicted model, not a curated record. The transcript has 2 exons. Lineage: Eukaryota; Fungi; Mucoromycota; Mucoromycetes; Mucorales; Rhizopodaceae. The coding region runs from base 1 to 429 and encodes 142 amino acids.